CGCCGUUAAACCACAAUGUCACCACACGGGGGCACUGUCGCAUUACAAAACCACGAGGGGUUCCUUACGAAGGCUUUAUCGCUAAAACAUUUAAUGCACUACAGUGACACAGUUCGUUACAUAAUCCAGGCUGGGUUGCUUAAAGGGCCGACCACGGCCUUUGGCCCCGAAGUGUUACGAUUAUAGCCGAUAAAACUAUGCCAAAGGGGGGAGAGUCCGGUAGACGGGGCGGAGAAGGGCCAUACGGUUUAACUGUGUGUGGAUGCGCUGGGUGGGUGAGUGUCUUGAGUCAGGACCGCUAGCUGUCUGCACCGACGCCAGCGAACGUUUCCGCCCACAAGAAAGAUGGCGGCUCCCUUGCUGGAGAAACUGUCCGAGUCUCUAGGUUCUCCGGAGCCAGCAGUUCGACUCAUCUUGUCUAUUUUAACCGGGUAUCUUUGUGCCCUGGUGUACCGACAUUUUCUGUUCUACAAGUCCACCACAGUCAUCCACUUGUUCCACGUUGUCUCUGGACUGGCCCUCGGAGCAUUCAACUUUGGGUCUCAGCUCUGUCACUCCACAGUAUGCGUCCUUGUGCAGUUCCUGAUGCUGAGGCUCAUGGGAAGGACAGUAACAGCCGUCCUGAGCAGCUUUACCUUUCAAAUGUUAUACCUGCUGGCAGGGUAUUACUACACAGCAACCGAGAAGUAUGACAUCAAGUGGACUAUGCCUCAUUGUGUCCUCACACUUAAACUUAUUGGGUUGUCGCUUGAUUACUAUGACGGCAGGAAGGACGCUUCCCAGCUGAGCUCAGAGCAGAAGAAGUCAGCGCUGCGGUCUGUGCCCUCUCUGCUAGAGGUGUGCGGCUUCUGCUACUUCUACGGCGGUUUCCUAGUAGGACCCCAGUUCACACUACGCAGCUACCAGAGGCUGGUGGCUGGAGAGCUGACAGACUGCCCUGGAAAACCUCCAAACAGCUUGAUACCAGCUUUAAAACGGUUUGGUCUGGGCUUUGUCUGCCUGGUGCUAUAUGCAGUAUUUAGCCCCUAUUACCCAGACAGCUACUACUUAACAGAUGAGUAUGAGGCUCAGCCGUUCUGGUAUCGCUGUGCGUUUAUCCUGCUUUGGGCUAAAUUCGGUUUGUAUAAAUACGUCAGUUGCUGGGUAAUAGCGGAAGGUUCAUGUAUAUUAUCGGGCUUAGGCUACAAUGGGGUGGUGGAUGGGAAGCACCAGUGGGACGCCUGUGCCAAUAUGAAGGUGUGGCUCUUUGAAACCACGCCGCUUUUUGGAGGAACCAUUGCUUCCUUCAACAUCAACACAAAUGCCUGGGCUGCCAGACAUGUCUUCAAGCGUUUGAGGUUCCUGGGCAAUAAAACCCUGUCUCAUGUGACCACACUGUUCUUUCUGGCCAUUUGGCACGGCCUGCACUCUGGAUAUGUCUUGUGCUUUUCCAUGGAGUUUUUGAUCAUUAUUGUAGAGAGACAGGCGCAGGCUCUGGUGAGGGACAGUCCUGCGCUGACGAAGCUGGCCAACAGCUGGCUCUACCCCCUCAUCUACGUAGUGCAGCAGCUGAUCCACUGGCUCUUCAUGGGCUACUCCCUGGUGCCGUUCUGCCUCUUUGCCUAUGACAGAUGGCUCAAGGUGUAUUCAUCCAUCUACUUCUGCGGUCAUGUAUUCUUCCUCACAGCCUUUUUAAUCAUGCCGUACCUCCGUAAGGCACUGGUGCAUAAAAAGGAACACAGCCAGAAGAAGGAGGAAUAAAAAUGUGUACUAAGGUUUUGCAUGGUUCAUCAAAGGCUCAAACUCCACUCAAGGGAACUGUGACAUUCAAGGAGCAGAAUGGAAAAUAUUUUAAGGCCUUCAGUAAUAUAUAAAUAUAUAUAUAUAUAUAUAUAUGACCAUGUGAAAUAAAUUUCUAUAUAUUUUUGUGUUUUAAACAGGAAAAGUGUUUUUAUAAACAUUUGGAGAAAUGUUUACAGGACAUUACCGUCGUGCCACAUGGGGUAAUUGUGAGCCAAUCAGGGGUGAUUUCCUGUUUUGUUUGUCAUUUUAUUUUGUUAAGUCAUGUGGAACUUCAUGUGGAACUUCAGAGACUUUUAUAUGCUGUCGACCGGGCCGUGUGCGUUUGUUCGGUUUCUCCCUUUCACCGCAUUAAUAGCAACAAGCCUUCACAGGAGGUUUAAGCACAGUGCCAGAGGUUCGAAUGGAAUAACACAACUCACCAUGCUUUGUCCAACGUAAUAAUUAGGGAGGGUGUUUCUUUAAAAUCGCUGCCAGUGGUUACACAAGCACUGUAAGUAAAUCCCACACUGUAAACUAACACCUGAUUUAAAAUGGCCUUGUAACAAUGAAUGUUUCUACAAUACACUUGUUUUGGAGAUCAGUUUGAUUCAUGAUGGGAGAGGGGGAGGUGAUUUUUAUAGAGUUUUAACCGCUUUUAUGAAAGCAAAUUUUGUAGCUUUGGAUAAGAUUUCAGUAAUGGAUUUCCACGUGUUCUCGAGCCUUUCUGUGUUUUUAUUCUUUCUACCUUUAUGUCCUCUUCUCUUCAUCUUCCACCACUCCUGUUCCUGUCUGUCUUGAUUUAGCUCUGAAAUACACACCCAGUCAUUUCAUGAAGAGACUUGCACAGCUCCCAGACAUGCAGUCACUACAGCUUUAACAGUUGAGCUUGCGUGGAUUCUGUGACUGGAAGGAAGAAGUGUUGUUAUUUUUUUGUUCAAUACGUGAUCUCAUUUAAUGCUGGAAGCAAAGAUAUACAUGUUGAAUUUAGUUUCACCUCUGACCUGCUCUUUGUUUCUGCUUCUAACAGCAGGCGUUAAUUAAACAAAGAACAAUAAUCCCACCCUGCUUCAGGGACACUUGUUUAUUUUGUAUUUAAUAGAAUUCUUUGGGGCUGUACUGACGCAAGCCCAGUUCUGCUGCUGCUGUCCCUUCAGUGAUGCUGAUACAUGUACACAUAUUAUAUACAGGAAGAAGAAGCUUCCUGUAGCAGCAGCCCAGGGUUUGGUAAUAUUUAUACAUGACAUGGUGAUCAAUAAUUAAUGUGAGUUGCUUGGUUGUUUCUGACUUUUUGCCUUAUUUCUACCAAAUGUACAAAGGAAACAGAAACUUGUGGGGGGUGACUUUCAAAUACAGUUUUAUAAUGUUAAUUAAAUUACUGCAUUUUAAGAAA
This is a messenger RNA of Betta splendens (Siamese fighting fish), 3151 nucleotides long. It is a transcript of the gene lpcat3, whose product is annotated as lysophosphatidylcholine acyltransferase 3. Gene Ontology annotation, molecular function: 1-acylglycerophosphocholine O-acyltransferase activity; lysophospholipid acyltransferase activity. The transcript is spliced from 13 exons. Lineage: Eukaryota; Metazoa; Chordata; Actinopteri; Anabantiformes; Osphronemidae. Gene Ontology annotation, cellular component: membrane. Gene Ontology annotation, biological process: lipid modification; phosphatidylcholine biosynthetic process. The record is from RefSeq and is a predicted model, not a curated record. Bases 346 to 1740 code for a protein of 464 amino acids.